UUUUUUUUCGGGAUUCUCUCUGGACUAGGAGCGCUUGGAUCGUUUGGGGUAUCAGGAAGAAGAAAGAGAAAAGGACGCAAGAGUUUUAGGACCUCGAUUGAGCAGAAAGGAAUAUCCGUCAAAAUGGGGAGACUCAUCAAGAACCACUGGGCCAGACUCAUCUCGCUCACCGCCGCAGCCUACCAAGUUUGUGCUGCCGUGGAAGCCUUCUUCUGGCCCAAGAUAUUCUUCGACUUCAUGACCAAGACGCUGGACCCGGCCGUCAAGCCGGUGCCGGCGCUGCAAAUCAUCAACCUGGUCAUGGGGAUAUUCAUACUCGCGUGGGAGUGGCCGCUGGGCUUGGUCGCCGGAACGUCACUCCACCGCAGCAUCGAGGCCCGUCUCGCUUCGUUCCCGCUCGCCUCCCUGGCCUCCGUCCUGCUGUACCAAGGCACCAACUCCGCCAUAUACUACGUGGUAGGGAUGGCUGUCUAUUUCUGGGCGUACAGCGAAGGCGAGAUCAUAUGCGAGAAGCCGUGGACCCUGCCGCAACGAGGUCGCCCUGGUGGCUCCAAGGCGUAGGCGCAGCGACAACCGCCUACAGUCCUGAUGGAGCAAAUGCAUCCCGGGUCAUUUGUACAUGUCGGCUCUGGCCUCCACGUCCCUCUUCCUUCCUUAUACCCAUUCGCCUCGACGGUCGGAUAAUCGGCGCUGGCCCUGAUCCC
Messenger RNA from Durotheca rogersii, 704 nucleotides. RefSeq lists its product as uncharacterized. Bases 124 to 561 code for a protein of 145 amino acids. The transcript has 3 exons. Lineage: Eukaryota; Fungi; Ascomycota; Sordariomycetes; Xylariales; Xylariaceae. The record is from RefSeq and is a predicted model, not a curated record.